Musa acuminata subsp. malaccensis (wild Malaysian banana) is the source of this 777-nucleotide messenger RNA. RefSeq names its product calcium-binding protein CML38-like. The record is from RefSeq and is a predicted model, not a curated record. NCBI's taxonomy places the organism in Eukaryota, Viridiplantae, Streptophyta, Magnoliopsida, Zingiberales, Musaceae. Gene Ontology annotation, molecular function: calcium ion binding.
CAUGCCUAACUUGGUUUCCAAUGCAUCACCAUGAUAUAUCCACCACACCAAACCAGGAACCCUAAAUAUCCAUCAGAAAGAAAACUUAGCUGUCCCUCGAGAACUGUGGAAAGAGAGCGAGAGAGAGAGAGAGAGAGAGAGAGGUGUUAUGGCGUUCAUGCGAAGCCACCUGCUACCGCAGAGGGAGAUGACGGCGGGGGAGUUCAGGGCGUGGCUGAGGCAGUUCGACGCGGACCGGGACGGGCGGAUCAGCAGGGAGGAGCUGCAGCGGGCGCUGCAAAGCCUGCACACGUGGUUUGCGUGGUGGAAGGCGCGGGCGGCGAUGAAGGAAGCGGACGUGAACCGCAAUGGCGUGAUCGAGGAGGAGGAGAUGGGAAGGUUGAUCGCUUACGCUAACGAGCACCUCCGCAUGAAGAUCUACGAAUUCGACAGCAACCCGUACCUGUAAAGUUGCAGCCAAGCUUCACCCCUACCUUUUCCAACUGUUCUAAGAACCCACCCAUACGUGUACUGUAUGAUCAAGAACAAAGUGAUCGAUCCACCGGAAACAUGAUCUAUGUAUAUUUUCCCUAUAAAUCCAGCUGCUGCAAGUCGAAGCUACUUCGACUAAGUACAUCAAGAGCAGCACGGGAUGCAGAGUUUGCUCGGAAGAGUCUGGGCUUGAAGAUAGUGGCGUAUUAGCAAUGGCACGUCUACCAUGAAUUGAUUGUUUGAAGCGACCGUAAUCUUCAUGUGUGCUUUGAUGUACUGUUCAUACUCAUGCUGUGUGUGGUGCAA